AACGUUUAAAAGCUGAAUGUACUAUACAAAAUUUGUAUUUGCAGUUCUGCAGAAUUGUAAUAUCAUGUGAAAUGACAAUACAGGAUAUCAAAACUUCUGUGGCUGACAUUACUCAUGAUUAAAAAAAUAAUUCUAGAAAUAUGGGUUAGAUAUGUGUCGUUUAGUCGCUAGCCUCCAUUUUUUUUAGUUUUUAUACCAAAUUAUUUAUAUUUUUAUUUUUUUUGUAAUAGAACUUUAUUACAAUGGAACUUUAAACUUAAACAAACAGACGUUCAAUGUUUGAGAUUGCACCCAUUUACUUCAAUCUAGACAUUGAGAAUGAAAGUCUUAAAAACUUUGAUUCUGUAAUAUUUUUGUACAAUAUAACACCUGUAAAUAGUUCAGGCUCAAAACAUGGCGUUGAAAUUUGUCACUUUGAUAAAUAAAUAAAAUAUAUGACGUAACAAAUUUAAGACAAUUGUAAUUUGAAGCUUUCAUGUUGAUAUUGUUCGUGUACUUUAUUUUAACUUUAAUAGAUUGUGAUUGUUUCAGACUUUACCACUUAGAAGAGGGUAAUAAUAACUAAAAUAAAGAAGAAGUUAUGGGACUUAUAAGUUCACUGUUGCUCUGUCUGAGCACCUUAGUAGUGGCUCUCCUCUUAUGCCUCGUCUUCUAUAUAAAAUAUGUCAAUCGUUACUUCGAAAAGCGUGGGAUGCACUUUGGCGGACCGUCUCUGUCGCUGACUAGCCUUAUCACUUCAGCUCCUGUACAGAAGUCAUUCUCGAGCAUUUUAGCCGACCUUUACUCAAAAAACAAAGAACUCAAAGUGGUCGGUUAUCUUUCCUUGUGGAAGAAGAAAGUCCUCAUCGUCGAUUUGAACGUGAUAAGGGACGUCCUAGUGAAAGAUUUUGACAUGUUUCAAGACAGAGGCUUGUACUACAACAAAGAAGUUGACCCUCUCUCAGCACACAUUUUUGCGCUGGCCGGGCAUGAGUGGAAGACGACUAGAGCAAAAAUGAGUCCGACGUUUUCUUCAGGGAAGAUGAAGGGAAUGUUCAAUAUCAUCGUGGAAUGUGCCAAAGUGAUGGUCCAAGUUGCGGAACAAUUAUCGUCCAGAAAUAAAUUUGUUGAUUGCCAGACGUUGUUCUCCAGAUAUGGAUUAGCGGUUAUAUCGAACACUUCCUUUGGUCUUGACAGCGACGCUUUGACCAAUGAGGAUUCUAGAUUUGUCAAGAUGGCCAACAAGCUAUUCGCGCCGACGGCAGAAAGAAUACUGACAGCACUUCUCAGGUUCAACAAUGAUGUAGCCAGAUUGUUCAAGAUGAAAGUAACCCCCCCGGAUGUCUCAGACUUCUUUAUAUCUCUUGUGAUGGAUGCCAUCAAGUACAGGGAGGCCAACGGCGUCGUUAGGAAUGAUUACUUGCAACUUCUGAUUCAACUACGAGAUUCUGGAUCUUUUGGAACUGAAGAUGCUAAAGUAAGAUUCUCAGACAUGGAAGUGGCUGCUGAGGCAUUCGUGUUUAUCGUGGCCGGAUCUGAGACAACGUCCCGAGCCAUGAGUUUCUGUCUGUACGAGCUGGCAAUGAACCCCGCUGUACAGGCGAGGCUCCUGGAGGAGGUCGACUCUCUCCGGGAGAUUUCUUAUGACAGCAUUACCAACUUGGAGUAUCUCGACAUGGUUGUUGACGAAACGCUAAGAAAGUACCCUCCUGUGGCAUUUUUAGUCCGUGAGAGUUCUCAGGAUUACAAAAUCGCUGGUACAAAGAUUGUAAUCGAGAAAGGCACUCAAGUUUUGAUGUCAGUACAAGGACUUCACUACGACCCAGACCUGUUCCCAGACCCGGAACAGUUCAUUCCUGAACGGUUCAGCAAGGAGAAUAAGGUCAACAUCAAACCUUACUCAUACAUGCCAUUCGGCGAAGGACCUAGAUUUUGUAUAGGUCAGAGAUUUGGAAAAAUGACGGUGAAGACUGGGCUUGCAAUGCUGCUCAGAAAGUUCCAGGUACACCGUUCUCCUUCCACUCCAGAAACGAUAAAGUUUCACCCAAGGACCGUCAUCACUACUGCCCUUGGAGGAAUUUGGCUUAAACUGACAGACAGGAGUUCCGGAGAAACUGUUGACUUAGAGGAUGAUAGUUGAAGAUUAAAGACACACAUUUGAGUGCAUUAACUCUUAAAAUUAAGAUUAUGGUCAUAAUUCACAAAAUUGUUUUAAAUAUUCAGUUAUUAAAUCAAAAUAAAAUGCUAGAACACAUUUAAACAAUU
Homalodisca vitripennis (glassy-winged sharpshooter) is the source of this 2244-nucleotide messenger RNA. Its product is annotated as probable cytochrome P450 6a14. Gene Ontology annotation, molecular function: heme binding; iron ion binding; oxidoreductase activity, acting on paired donors, with incorporation or reduction of molecular oxygen. The coding region runs from base 581 to 2119 and encodes 512 amino acids. The record is from RefSeq and is a predicted model, not a curated record. The transcript is spliced from 4 exons. NCBI's taxonomy places the organism in Eukaryota, Metazoa, Arthropoda, Insecta, Hemiptera, Cicadellidae.